Molecule: messenger RNA, 1017 nt
Organism: Phaeoacremonium minimum UCRPA7
Lineage: Eukaryota; Fungi; Ascomycota; Sordariomycetes; Togniniales; Togniniaceae
Product: putative 3-hydroxyisobutyrate dehydrogenase protein
Exons: 3
Coding region: 1-1017 (338 amino acids)
Biological process (GO): L-valine catabolic process
Cellular component (GO): mitochondrion
Molecular function (GO): NAD binding; 3-hydroxyisobutyrate dehydrogenase activity; NADP binding
Source: RefSeq, a predicted model, not a curated record
AUGAGGGCAACAACACGGCUAGUCAGGCACCUGCGGGUAGAACGUAGAGCGUUCUCCUCAACAGCUCGCCGCCUGGACAAUUAUGGCUUCAUCGGCCUGGGCCAGAUGGGCUACCAGAUGGCCAGGAACCUCCAGGCAAAGCUGUCGCCAAAAGACAGCGUGCGGCUGUUCGAUGUCAACAAGGGAGCUAUGGAGAAGCUUGCGGCAGAGAUGAAUGCACAACAAGCCGGCGGCGCCACCGUCGAGCUGGCAGAGAGUGCUACGGAUGCUUCAAAAGACGCGGACACUGUCAUCACAGUCUUACCAGAGCCAACCCAUGUCAAGUCUGUCUACGAGUCUAUACUCAGUGCUGGACUUGGAUCUCGGCAGAGCCCGCGCAUAUUCAUCGAUUGCUCAACCAUUGACCCCUCGUCGUCGCGGGAAGUCGCCGCCUCCGUUGCAAAGGCGCUGCCGAACGGCUCCGGCCACUUCGUCGACGCGCCCAUGUCAGGAGGCGUGGUGGGGGCCACCGCCGGCACGCUGACCUUCAUGCUCGGCGCACCGGAGGAGCUCGUCCCGCGGAUCGAGCCCACCCUGCUGCGGAUGGGCAAGCGCGUGCUGCACUGCGGCGUGCAGGGCACGGGUCUCUCGGCCAAGCUGGCUAACAACUACCUGCUGGCCAUCAACAACAUCGCGACGGCCGAGGCGAUGAACCUGGGCAUCCGGUGGGGGCUGGACCCGAAGGUGCUGGCCAACAUCAUCAACGUCAGCACGGGCCGGUGCUGGCCGAGCGAGGUCAACAACCCCGUGGCGGGCGUCGUGGAGACGGCGCCGGCGAACAGGGACUACGCGGGCGGGUUCGGCAUCGGCCUGAUGCGCAAGGACCUAAAGCUUGCCAUUGUCGCGGCGAACGAGGCCGGCGCGAGGCUGGAGCUGGCCGAGCCGGCACGCGAGCUCUACGAGACCGCGGAGAAGGACGAGGGUUGCAAGGGGCGGGACUUCAGCGUCGUAUAUAGAUAUCUAGGAGGCAAGGAGUGA